This is a messenger RNA of Trichechus manatus latirostris (Florida manatee), 1275 nucleotides long. RefSeq names its product zinc finger protein 576 (gene ZNF576). Lineage: Eukaryota; Metazoa; Chordata; Mammalia; Sirenia; Trichechidae. The record is from RefSeq and is a predicted model, not a curated record. Gene Ontology annotation, cellular component: nucleus. Gene Ontology annotation, biological process: regulation of transcription by RNA polymerase II. The transcript is spliced from 2 exons. Bases 571 to 1122 code for a protein of 183 amino acids. Gene Ontology annotation, molecular function: sequence-specific DNA binding; DNA-binding transcription factor activity, RNA polymerase II-specific.
GCAGCGAAAGGCAGCCCUCUGCUGCACGGAGAAAAGCAGAGGCCUGGGCUACUGGACUUGGGAGGGGGAGCCGAGAUAGUGCGUGGGGCACCUGGACAUUGAGCGGGGAAAAGCGCGCGUGGGAGGCGGAGGCGUGGGGCUCUGGGAGGAAGGAGGGGCACAGGAUACCAGAGGGAUGUCUGUCGAGAAGCGGCGGGAUAAAGGGUGGGACCAAAGUUCAGGUAGCAGUACCGGCCCUAAGACGCACGGGAGAGACGCGGGUGAGGGAGACCUGCUGGUGUCAGAAAUCAAGAGUUCCACGCUGAGUUCAAGGAGUUAGUUUGAUGCAGAAGGCCCUAGGCACAACGGUGAGAAGGGUCUAGAGGAAUCACACACCCGGGGUGUCGAAUCUUUUAGUAGGUUCGAAGCUUCUCUAUGAGAGCUCCAUGAGGUUAAGAGUUUAAGGAAAUUGCACCUCCUGAGAGUCAAAGGUUGGCAAGGAGAGCCACUGUCAAAGUCAAAGAUUAUAGGACUAGCGGGUCCUCCGCGGCUGGUGACAGAUGAGCAGACUUAGUUGAUUUCCUAUUCAUCAUGCAUGCUCCUCUCUUGAGUAGAAGGGUUCCGGUCACUAUGGAGGACCUGCACCCCAAACAGACCAUGGAGGAGCAGAACUCGCCCAAGGAGAGGAGUCCCCGCAGCGCGGGAGGCGACAUCUGCCACCUGGGGGCCCCGCAGUGCACCCGCUGCCUCAUCACCUUCGCCAAUUCCAAGUUCCAGGAGCGUCACAUGAAGCGGGAGCACCCAGCGGACUUCGUGGCCCAGAAGCUGCAGGGGGCCCUUUUCAUCUGCUUCACCUGCGCCCGCUCCUUCCCCUCCUCCAAGGCCCUCAUUGCCCACCAGCGCAGCCAUGGUCCAGGCCCCAGGCCCCCCCCGCCGGCUGCACCCACCACUGCCCAGCCCACCUUCCCUUGUCCUGACUGUGGCAAAACGUUUGGGCAGGCUGCUUCUCUGAGGCGGCACCGCCAGGUACACGAGGCCCGCACGGCUCCAGGCCCCUUCGCCUGCACUGAGUGUGGUCAGGACUUUGCCCAGGAAGCUGGGCUGCACCAGCACUACAUCCGGCAUGCCCGUGGGGAGCUCUGAGCGUGGCUUCACCUUGUGCAGGGCAACAGGAGCUCUGUGGCUGCGAGGACCCACCCAUGACAUGGGGUGCAGGUCCUCUGGGGGUCUCAGAGGGAUUUGCUUCCCUGCCCGGAAUAGCAAAGGGCUCCUGAUAAACAAACCCUGGAAGAUUCU